Molecule: messenger RNA, 7833 nt
Organism: Rhincodon typus (whale shark)
Lineage: Eukaryota; Metazoa; Chordata; Chondrichthyes; Orectolobiformes; Rhincodontidae
Gene: amotl1
Product: angiomotin like 1
Exons: 13
Coding region: 403-2988 (861 amino acids)
Biological process (GO): hippo signaling; actin cytoskeleton organization; angiogenesis
Cellular component (GO): bicellular tight junction; plasma membrane; cytoplasmic vesicle
Source: RefSeq, a predicted model, not a curated record
UUGUUGUGUAUUAGUGCUGCACAUUCGUCUCUGGCUAAAACCAUUUUCCCCGCAUUAGCCUUUAGGUCAUCCCGGUCGGUUGCCCUUGCCAGCUCUUCGCGGAAUUCACGGGAAAAUUGCAAGUUACGUGGAUUGACUACAAAUUACAAUUUCCAGCAAACGUUGAGAAACUCAUUUUUGGAGGAGGCAGCCGAAGAUCCCCAAGAUGAAUGUUGCUCAGGUACUCCACUCUGUUUAUUAGAACAAAGUGAAUAUCUGUAUGAACAAGGAUUUUAUGGGGAACAUGAAUUGUAUCCCAAGCAUUUCCCAUUAAAUACAGAAGAAAUUAAUGCAAAGGAAGAAGGUAAAGAGGUACUUUUCAGCCAACCUCCUCAGAACCUCAUUGGGACUCCAAAAUUUGAAAUGAGAGGUUCAGAGGAAGCAUCAACGGGAACAGUUUUGCAGCGCCUAAUUCAAGAGCAUUUAAGACAUGGAAAUCCACAUGAGAACAUGAACCUACUGGCAAUACAGCAGCAAGCCACAGGGAACACUGGGCCAACCGACAGCAGUGGGAGCGCACACUCGUCCUCAGAGAACCUCAUGCAGGAAGAUCCACAAAUGGUCCAUCAGUCAGCACGUCAAGAACCUCAAGGGCAAGAAAAUCAGGUGGACAACAGUGUGAUGGAGAAGCAGGCACGGGUCACUCUAGCUCAGCAGAGUAUUGAAGAACUACCAACCUAUGAGGAAGCCAAAGCACAGUCUCAAUUCUUCAGAGGGCAGCAACAAAUAUUGGUUGGCACUAAUUUCUAUGUUGCAGGGAUCACUAAUCAAAAAACAAAAACUGAGGGGAGACCUACAGUUAAUCGAGUAAGCUCUGGGCAGAUACACAAAGAUGAAGCAUUAAAAGAACUUAAACAAGGUCAUGUUCGUUCUCUUAGUGAGCGUUUAAUGCAACUUUCUCUGGAAAGGAAUGGUGUAAAGUCACAUCUUUCUGCCUCAAAAAACAGUCUCCCUUCCCAACAAACAAAUAAAGCCUUCAAAAAUGGAGGACAACAAUCUACUCAAACCCUGUCAAAGGGUGUAGAUCCAAGAGGUCCUCCUCCAGAAUAUCCUUUUAAAACCAAACAAAUGUUGCCAAUGCUUAAUCAAUCUCAUGAGCUUGCGAAUUUUUAUAAUGAUUCACACUCUCCAAAUCCUCAGGAAUUGCUUAAACCAUAUCCUGGAACUCUAGCAAUUAGACAAGAAGCAACAAUCCUAAGAUAUCAGUCACCACCAGAAUAUGGAUCAAACAGGCAAUGCCACACAUUUUUUCAAUCAUUGCCAUCACAGGACCACAGCCCUAUGUCUUUCCAGAGCUCCAUGGGAAAGAAUAAGUUGCAACUUGCACUUUUGCAGUCAGCUCCUCCUCAGGUCCAACCAGAUCCUGUGUCAAACCAGCAACUUUCAGUUGAUGCAGUCGCAAUUGUGGCAAGGGCUCAGCAGAUGGUGGAGAUACUAUCAGAAGAAAACCGUGCCCUUCGCCUAGAACUGGAGGACUUCUAUGAAAGAAGUACAAAACUCCAAAAGUUUGAAAUGGAAAUUUGGCGGAUCUCAGAGGCCCAUGAAAACUUGGUGAAGUCCACCACCAAACGAGAGACAUUGGAUAAAGCCUUGAGGAAUAAAUUGGAAGGCGAAAUACGAAGACUAUAUGACUUCAACAGGGACCUUAGAGAUCGCUUGGAGACUGCCAACAAGCAGCGGGCAAGUCAAGAGUAUGAUAGUACUGAAGAUAUCAUGACAAUAGAGGGCCACUAUAUAACACAGAAGCACUUGAAGGAAGAGGAAAAGCUGGAAAUGGAACUGGCCACAAUGCGUUCAGCCAAUGAGGAUCAGCGGAGGCGCAUUGAAAUCUUGGAUCAGGCAUUGAACAGCACCCAAGCCAAGGUGGUCAUGUUGGAGGAGGAGUUGAGGAAGAAACAAGUGUAUGUGGAAAGGGUAGAACGGCUGCAACAGGCCUUGACACAGCUGCAAGCAGCCUGUGAAAAGCGGGAACAGAUGGAACGGAGGCUACGUACUCGGCUGGAACGAGAGCUAGAAUCUCUUCGAGCACAACAGCGACAUGGAGGCCCUGUUUUGGCUAACGUUCCACAACAUAAUACUCCAGCAUUGAUGGAGUUAUUAAGGGUAAAGGAAGAACGAAUCCUGGUCCUGGAGGCUGACAUGACCAAGUGGGAGCAGAAGUAUUUGGAAGAAAGGGCAAUGCGUCAUUUUGCUAUGGAUGCUGCUGCUACAGCUGCUGCUCAGAGGGACACCAAUAUAAUAAAUCACUCUCCAAAUAGCAGCUACAAUGAUAGUCCACUGGAAGUACGAAAUUGGAAUGAGGAAGAGGAGAAUGUGCAGUCAAAUCAAAGAUACCAAGACACAGAGCAUGGGGUAGGAGGCUUCAACUGCAUUUCUAACAGAAUAAAAAACCUUCACGCACAGCUUAUAGAGAAGGAUGCCAUGAUAAAAGUACUCCAGCAACGUUCUCGAAAGGAGCCAGGAAAAUUGGAGCCUGGAUCCCUGAGGCCGGGAAAAUCAAUCUCAUCUAUAAAUGGAAACACUGUACUGCAUUCUCACUGGGCAUCCCUGAGUAAUGAAGCAAAGGAGGAUAAGAGCAGGAAGGGAGGUGUAGGCUUGCUUCAAAUUAAAGACAAUCCGGAAAAUUCUUUGCACACCUCACUUCAAAUGACUGCAACUUCACUCCCAGUGGUUUCCACACAUAUUAAAACUGGCAGUAAGGAUAGCAGUACUCAGACAGAUAAAAGUCCUGAACUGGUCCGUCCAAGUAGUGCCCCAAUCCACGGAAGGAGAAGGCUCAGCACAACCCCCAUCAGCAGCCCCAGUGUGAGACCGAAAUCAGCACGAAGCAACGCAGAAAAAUUAGGAGAUUCUUCCAUCAUUCAUAUCAAAUCACACGACAGCAAAGGAAGAGGCAGCUAUUCCUUCCACAAACCUGACUUUGAUGAUGUAGUGGAAAUCCUCAUUUAACAACGGGAAGUUGCGGCUGUACAGUCCAUAAAUGAUCAAAACUUGCACUAAAAGCUGGAGAAUCAAGUGUAUGGAUCUUCAGAAGUUGAGGACUUCUUUUUAAAUAAGGCAGAAACUGUUUGGAAGUAGAAAUUACAAGAAGGAUUUUGUAUCUAGAUAUAUGCAAAAUGGAACAUGAUACAAAUAAGUUGGGAAUGUAAAGAGGAAGAUGAGUGGAUGAGAGUGGCAGAAUAUGGUGGGUGUUUUGUUUGGAAUGCAUUUGAUGGGCCUGUAAGCUUAAAAGAUACAAGCUAAGAGCAGAGUAUUUUCAAUACUCUGACUCAUAUUGAUAUAUCUGUGCAUUAUUUUCAAUUCAUAUAGAAGCGGUUCAGUAUUCUUUUGGCUCUUUGGCACUUCUGCUGAAAACAAUGCCCACGUGUACACAGUACACAGUAUAAAGUAGCAUCUUUAUUGCUUUUCAAUAUUCAAUUGGAAUAUAAACAGGCAGAUGAAUAAAUAAUAUCCUGCCACUAAUGCAUAGUGUUUAUCUGCUAUUUGUCUACUUUAGAAUUUUGCUGGUAUAAUUCUAGAAGCAUUUCACAAAAGGUUGAGUCCUGCUUUCUAUGAACUCUAAAUUCAGUAUAUAAACAUCAUUUGAGGAAAGGUCACUACUGCAGUGAUGGACAAUAUUUCAUUUUAAAAGCAGACCAUUUGGAAAUACUUUAACCUCAUAUAUCUAUAGGCAAUCUUUCUAACACAUAAUAUGUGCACAACUAAAACAAAAGUAGAAAAAAAAAUAUAGAGUAACAGAAAUUGAAGCCAGGGCACAAGCUCCUCAUAAAAAUGAGUCAUUGGCAUUGCACAUCACUAUAUGACUGAUAACCACUACAGGUUCUCAGAUUACAACAGCAUUUAUUCUGUGAUAUAAUGAAUGGUCAAUCUCACUAAUUCUGGUUAAGUAAAAUAUUAUUUGUACAAAUACUGGAUUGCUUUAGACAAUGGUGAAUCUAAAUACUUACUGACAAACCGUAAAUAUCAGGAUUGUUUUCUGUACAUACUAUCGAGCAGUUAAAGUGAUUGUAAUGACAGUUAAAGUAAUAAUUACAUUUUCCCAGGGCACCAUAACUCAUGUUUGGCAUAAAAAUUGAUACUUACAUUUAUAGUAAACUUGGGGCCAAAUUGAACCAGCUGUCUGCAGUGAAAUAUGUUUCAACCUGAAAAAUAUAAGAAGCGGAGUUUCUGUUAAAAUUCAGAACUACAGUACAUAACAGACCAUAUGGCAAUUUACAGAGUAUAGCUAGAUAUUCUCUAGGUCAAAUUGCAUCAGUUUGUAAUUUUCUAUUCUUAUGAUCUGUGCAGAAUGUUAAAAUGAAUAUCCCAAAUCUGUGUUUAUAUUGAGCAUGUUGACCACCCAUCUGGUGAAAAGCUGCCCGCUUUGCCACACUAAUUGAUGCUAUUCCUUAUCCAACUGAGCCAAAAGUAGGCUGAAAACAAGUUAUGUGGCCUGGUCUAAUUGCAUCUAUUUAAAAAGUAGUGGAAUUUCAAAAUGUAGACCCCAAAAGAUUAAACAAUUCCUUAGUUUGCAGAAAAAAAAGUUGUUAUAGAACUAAUUCUCCAGUAAAUUUCAUGGCUAAUGUCAUUAUUUCUAAACGUGCAGAUUUGCAUUUUAGUCCAGAGCAUCAAUAUAUUGAUUAAGAGCUCUGACUUCUAUCAGUUUGUCGAAACAAAAAAAAUCAUUGCUUGAUUGACAGCUCAAGCUUUUUUUUAUUGCUGGUAUCUGUUUUGUCAAUGCUUACUUAUACAAGAUAAAGAGUACUUUUUUAAGGUCUGGUCGAUUGACAUUUUUAUAGGGUUGUAGUGAAGAAAGUUGAGUGACUUUUUUUAAGCUUUUCUACACAUGCCAUUAUUAAUCUAGAGUUUAUUGGUUCUUUAGCAUUUGCACUGGUUGAAUGAGCAUGAAAAUGCUAAGUGUUGGCAUGGAUGGGACAUGGGCGGAUCAUGAGUGUGAGGGAUAGGGGGAAUAUUAGUUAAGAAAGUAACCAGGACCAAGUGCCAAUAAACUAAGGUGGGUCUUUUAACCAGCUUGCUUUAACACUUAAAUAAAAGCAAAAUGCUGCAGAUGCGCAUAAUCUGAAAUAAAAGCAAGGUUUGGGAGAAAUUCAGUGGGUCUGGCAGUACCUGAGGAGAGAGAAACAUUUAUUGUUUUGAUUCUGAUUGAAAAAAUAUAUUGGACCUGCUAGGUUUCUCCAGCACUUUUUGUUUUUAUUCAACUUUGGUACUUGGUAGCUUCCAAACUAUGUCCAUGCAGGCCUGACUCCAUCCCACAUACACUCUUCAAAAUGAAAACUACACCAGUUGGGAGAUAUUUGCCUCAAAAUCAAGCAACCCAUUUCAAAGAUAAAAGCCUGGUCCAGGGUUACAACAGAAUGCACUUUGAGGUUAGUUCUAAACGCUGCUUUAAGAGCAGAGCAGAGGAAAUGUUACAUCUGAUUAUGGUAUGUACAAUGGGGACGGGAACAACAUUUAUGAUGCGCAAACCACAAAAAUUUUAUUAAUCUAGUUCUUCUUUAACUGAAAAAGGUCAUGGCCGUCCAGUAUAUUUACAAUAUUUGAUUGGAUUGCUUUUCGGAUUACAUUUUCUUUUUUAUUUAGUUAUUUAAAACGGAAUUAUUUAAUGGUUCCUUCAGUGUAUGCCAAAUCCAUUGUUGUUAGUACAUUUAGACAUUGCUUGUGAGAUCAGACAAUACAGCUACCAUUUCUGAAAGUUUACACCUGACUGGUCAGAAACAUGUUUUCUGUUUCCACAAAUCAAAACAUAUUAUUUGCACUCAUAUUUCUAAUAUAAACCCUUAGAUGAGAUUUAAAUAUGUGCUUGGAGUAUACUGAUGUUAGAAGUGGAAAUUCAUAUGUAAAUUAAAUUUAAACUGGUGAUAACAAUUAAGUUGAAUUUUUGGUAGUGUUGAAAAUUAGGAAAGGAAUUUUAUCAGGAUUAUGAUUUACAUUACACUACCUGUAGGUGGCACAAAGAUUGUGCAUGCACAGAGAAAAGGCUCACAACAUUAAUGAGCAAUGAAAACUAUCAGCCAGUCUCAAAGAUGGUGUUGCAGGAAGUCUGUGUUUAGAAAUGUUCAUCAGUAUUUUACAUUUAUUUAAGAAAAUAAAAAAAAGAGCACAGCCAAAUGGAGGUUGGAUCAUGCUCCUGGUGUAAGCCUCCUCCUGCUUCUGUGCUUGCCCUUGAUUCCAUUGGGCCCCCAGCCCCUACCUCAACACAUCCUCUGAUGGUGACAUGUGGAAGGCAGUGACACCAUUAGAGCAUGUGUGGUCACUUCCUGUGGCUUGACCUGUCACCAUCAGUGACAUCACCAGCAAUUUUGCCACUGUGAAUAAUCACUGUCAUCUCAGCAGCAUUUAGGAAAGCUGGAGGGUUGUGGAGUUUAGGGAAAGGGAUGCUACAUGGUAAUAGACAAUUAUUAAAAAGGAAAUCAAAGGUACCAGUCAUGGCAAAACUAAAAAUCUACUAAUUAACUUGUGGACUUCAAAAUCAUAAGAGCUAGCAAAAUAUAAUUGGUUAAGUAAGACAAUGUGCACCAUUUUAAUAAAGUGCUAUUGUCUACUAGCAUUUAGCAAUGCUGAACAAGUAGGAAUGGUGGUGCACACUAGAAGACAUCUCAACCCCCAAAAUAGUGUUUAUAUGAAUUGCCCACAUACUCAAAUUAUAUCCCCUUCCACGGGAAUUUUAACAUUAUGUAUCAUGCAACCAGGUGGAGAUUUGGUAAAAUUACAGUUUCCAGUUUUGCUGAUUAGGUCUUAACCUAUUUGCUGUCCGCAUCCUUCCAUCUGCGUCUGUUGAUAAAGGUAAAGCAAAUCAAAUUUGUUCAGUGUGACUUGCUUCUAUUUACUGAUGGCUAAAGAGACACUUUGUAUUUGUAAACUGGGUGAAUCAGUAGGAAACUCCAAGCUAUAUGGUCCUAAAAUGGUUAGAAAUUUUACCAAUUGAAUCAGGAGGGUAGGGAUAGAGUGCCUAUUAUAGUCAAUGACAACUUCCAGUUCAAUCAAGGGCAGGUUAGGUCCUCAACCAGGUCAACUAGAAACGAAUUUAAUGACAUCCUCCUUGCCUCAACUAUUGUUCUACCAAAUGCAGAGAGGCAAGUAUGUAAUGUGAUGACACUGUUCAGCAAAAGUUGGUGGCCUCAUUGCAAGCUAGGGUGGGCGGGCAAGUUCCUGAUCAGACAUUUUUGGAAAACAUCACUGCUUGACAAAAUUAAUUAUCUAACGUGGAAUGUAAUUAUAUGGAACUUAUGGAAAUGAUUAGGACAGGGUUCCUGCUGGCAUUCUGGCUGGUGCACAGGGUAACCAUUAAAUUGAGUCUGCAAUUUUGAUAACCUAUUGACAUGUGGUCCUUGUCAGCUCAAUAUUUCACUCAUACAUCGUAUCCAUUUUAAAAGGUGCUUUUAUUUUAAGCAUUUAGUUAUUUUCUUAUUGAAGAAAAGUGCAGCAUUUUCCAGAAGCCUGAUUUUGGCUAUGAUAUUAUACACUUGCUGAUGUUUACUUUCUAAUUGUUUGCUGAGUUCAUUCCUGACAGCACUUUGUAUUAUGUUUGGCUGCCUUAUGUAAAAAUGUCUGAGUUAAUUGAUGCAGUUGUGAACAAACUUAUUGUUAGGGAGAAGAAAGGCAAUGGCUGGCCAGUGCUGUACAGGUAGCUGAUUAUAUCAAGGGCAUGUUUUUGUAUAGUUCUCAAUGGGAGAGAAAUGACUUGAUGUCACAAAGAUGUUUCUCAACAAAAGUGUCUUUUUUUUUGUCUUCCUUGCUUCAUUUUUGAAUAUUUUGCUUAUUGUACAUAAUAAAGACACCAUAUUUGAUACAUUG